This is a messenger RNA of Sclerotinia trifoliorum, 1595 nucleotides long. Lineage: Eukaryota; Fungi; Ascomycota; Leotiomycetes; Helotiales; Sclerotiniaceae. The record is from the annotation of a GenBank genome assembly.
AAGGAUUUUGCAAAGCACAUGCGGAGCAAGGCAAAUAAAUUGAAUUAUUUGCAAUUUAGACCAUCCCAGGACAAACACCUUGCUUCAAAGUUGAAGGGUACAUCUCUAUCGGUAGCCAGCCAUGAUAACUAGCUUUGCUGCAUAGAUAAAGUUGGAUCUUAGCGGAGGAAAACAAUACGUUAGUUUCCUGUAUUUGCGGAGAAAAUCACAGAGAGCUCAAUAGAGAACUGCUGUGGAGUUUCAAGGCGGGAACUAAUCUAACAUCCAUCGAAAAUCCAUCGUACAGAAUUCAACCAGCAUACCAUUCCGCUGGUCCGAGGCAUAAUCCCACGAUAAGAACAAUUUUACGAGCAUUCUCAUCAUAUACAGAUCGCACAAUGUCCGCCGAUUUCUGGGCUGGCUACAUCAGUGGUGCCAUCAGUAUUAUCAUCGGCAAUCCUCUCGAUCUUCUCAAAGUUCGUCUUCAAGCCUCAAGGUCAUCACGUGGGAAUGGUCUCUCCCAAAGCCUAAUCCCUACCACUUCAAAUCCACCAACCACCGCGGUUGCCACCCCUAGCUCACUUGUCCGUGGAACCGCAGCCCCAAUCCUCACAACCGGUGCUCUUAACGCCCUCCUCUUUGUAACCUACAACCGUACCCUCUCUUUCCUCCACCCUGCCUACACUCCCAGCCACCCAGAGUCCGUACCCCUCUCCUCGACAUUUCUAGCCGGCACGAUUGGCGGUCUCUGUUCCUCCAUUAUUUCCACCCCAACCGAAUUAAUAAAAUGCCGCACUCAGCUUUCCAGUCCCCCCCUCUCUUCCCUAACCAUCGCUCGCUCCAUCUUAUCUACGACCGGAGUUAGAGGCUUGUACUUUGGAGGUGUGGUUACCGCUUUGAGGGACAGCAUAGGAUAUGGAUUUUAUUUCUGGAGUUACGAAUUGUCUUCUCGUCUUUAUUCUUCUUAUUUUCUUUCCCCAUCUUUAGCCUCACAAGGACUAGAGAAUGACACAAGUUCUCGAGAUGAAGCAAUCAAAAUCCUCCUUUGUGGGGGUGUGGCUGGUGUUAUAACAUGGGCUAGCGUUUUUCCUCUCGAUGUGGUGAAGACACGACUUCAAGCGCAAAUUCUCCCGUCUGCAUCAGUUUUAGAAACAUCACCCCUUCUUCUGGGAAUUCCACAAAAGCGAAAGGGGGCGCUAGAAAUAGCAAAACUUGCAUAUCGCAAUGAAGGCAUGGGUGUGUUUUUUAGAGGAUUGGGAGUAUGUAGUUUGAGGGCUUUUAUUGUGAAUGCAGCGCAGUGGGCAGCAUAUGAGUGGAUUAUGAGAGAUUUAGGGGCUAAAGGAGGAGUUUCUGCUGGUGUUAAGGAUAGAGUGCAGAGUGAAAUUAUGAUUUAGGUGAGGAUGAUUUGGCUUGGUAAUCCAAGUUAUUAGUAGAUAAUUACAGUAGAGGGUAUAGACAUAGAGAGGUGGCAAUAGAAGAGUGGAUAUAGAAUAGACCAAGAGGAUAAGGGUAGAAAAUUUAGGGUUAGAUCAUACUCUUAGGCAAAACUUAAAGGUAUUAUGUAUAGUUUAGAUGUAGAUAGCCUUCAAGGAUACAUUCGUUUUAAAUUAUUCGCU